Messenger RNA from Chara braunii, 1865 nucleotides. The record is from the annotation of a GenBank genome assembly. Lineage: Eukaryota; Viridiplantae; Streptophyta; Charophyceae; Charales; Characeae.
UCAGACACAGUGCCACGUAAGCAGUGCCACAUCAGCAGUGCCACAUCAGACAGUGCCACGUAAGCAGUGCCACAUCAGCAGUGCCACGUCAGACACAGUGCCACAUCAGCAGUGCCACGUCAGACACAGUGCCACAUCAGCAGUGCCACGUCAGACACAGUGCCACGUCAGCAGUGCCACAUCAGCAACAUGACGGGCCUGCCAGGCCAACUGGCCAAUGAGCCCAUUGCCGACUACAAAAAGCGUGUCCAUGCUCAGCUCGCUGCAAUCGAGGCUGGGGAACAACGCCAGCUGGCAGUCAAGGCUGCCCAGCUACAGGCUGAUGAAGCGGCAACAGCAGAGAAGCUGCGGCUACAGGCCGAAGCAGACGCAAAUGCCCAGGCUCGCCGCAAGGAAGCCCAGGCUCUGCUGCAGCGGCAUGAAGCCAGCAGCAUCGAGAAACUCAAGUAUUGGCAUUUUGAACCAAACGGCGACGAGCCAACACCGGAAGAGCAGCAUAAGGAGUUCAUGGCCAAGCUCGUGAGCAGGUUGGUUUACACAUGUAACCACCUACAGUCCGAGCUGGCAAACCUCCAGCGGGCCGUGCGGAACCAAAAGACUCAGCACGAGGAUGCCACACGGGCACUGGACGCCCGUGUACAUGACUUGGAACAAGUUCCACCAAGACAAGAUGCUGGAGCUUCCAGCAGUGCAUCCUCUAGCCGCCAACUGGAGGAACACGUUGACCACGUAGUGGCAAUGCUUGGCGACAUCAGCACCUUUGCUGCGCCAACCAUCGUCAGCAGUCAGCUGCAUACCUUGAAGACCGAGUUCCAGCAGCUGCAGUCGACGAACGCGGAUGAUAAUCCGAAGAUGUACAAGAUGCCAACUUUCCAACUGGACAAGUUCGACGACUACACACAACAGGAUCCGGUCCUCUGGUGGGAGGCAUUCACAACGCAACUCAGGAUUCUGCCUGUCGCCAAGCACGCUUACAUCGGCGCCCUGUUCCUGAACUCAAAGGGCGGAUGCCAGACCUGGUUGAGCCACCUGGCAACCUAUCAUGGCGUCGACGUACCGGACUUGAAGGAUAAAAUCACAUGGGAGGAACUGACACGGCUGUGGAAGAAGCGGUUCAUCGUCGACGACGCGCCGACUCUUGCCAUCAACCGUCUGUUCACCAUGUCACAGGGCAACACGGCAACACGGGAUUGGCUCACGGAGUGGCAGAAGAUUGCGGCGGUGCCCAAUCUGGAAUUGGCAUUCACGCAUCUACGCCGUGAGUUCUACAACAGAUCCUGUGCGGCAUUGAGCCAGGCUCUUGGUGAUCGCGAGCAGUACUCCACUUUCGCCGAGAUUAUCGACAAGGCGAGAGAGAUCAUCAAGACCAACAGGUCAGCUGCACACGAGAAGUCACCAUGGCAGCCGACCUAUGUGGAGAAGGUACGAACUGGUCCGCGACAGCAGCACUUCGCUGCAGUCCAGCAGGACAGUGGAGAUAACCCAGCAGCCACUCCAACAUCAAGUGACGGAGAUCAGGUGGCUGCUGUCCAGCCGCGAAGCAACAACAAGUCCCGCAACAAUGGGAAGGCGAAAUCCGCAUCGCAGGCAGGAAAUGGACAGCCAGUUCCAUGGGUCAAGUUCGGCUUGACCGAGGCGGAGUACAAGGUCCGCGGCCGCUACGGCAGCUGCUAUUGGUGCAACAACACCAAGCACAAGACCUCCCUGUGCCAGGAUCAGGGCAAGGAGGAUGUGCGMCCCCGCCUCAACUCGGGAAACUGAGCUCCGCGGAAGGUGAGGCGACUCCACCUUCUACUCCGCCAGAUUCGGCCGCCUUGCUAGCGGCCUCCUGCACAUCUGGGGAGAACGCGAAUGUCGCAGGUUCU